Xyrauchen texanus (razorback sucker) is the source of this 2376-nucleotide messenger RNA. It is a transcript of the gene dab2, whose product is annotated as DAB adaptor protein 2. Gene Ontology annotation, biological process: receptor-mediated endocytosis; positive regulation of endocytosis; negative regulation of canonical Wnt signaling pathway. Bases 357 to 2165 code for a protein of 602 amino acids. Gene Ontology annotation, cellular component: plasma membrane. Lineage: Eukaryota; Metazoa; Chordata; Actinopteri; Cypriniformes; Catostomidae. The transcript is spliced from 15 exons. The record is from RefSeq and is a predicted model, not a curated record.
GAGUUAAGUUGGGUUAAUCGCGGUACCUGUGGGAGGCGCUCGAGUCUCGAUCAGUUUGGCACCAAGUCCUCAGCAGGAUCAACUUCAGGAGGCUGAGGACUGCCCGUCUGGAGCAAGCUGGUGAUUUGGGUUCAACACUCAUUCAAACUGUCCAUAGUGCUCGUCUGUACAAUUAUAGGUUUGCUAUCAGUGUUCCAGGUAUGGAGUUCAAGAAUGCAUAAUUGCGGUGCAGUGCUGAGAAUGUGUGGUUGCUGAAUAUCCUACCUGAUUGCCCUGGUUGUCCUCUGUUUUUGUGCCUCUUUGGCUCAGUUUUGCCCUUUCUUUAGCUCUCAUUCUCCUGUAACAAAGCACCCAUAAUGUCACAGCCAUCUGAUGCUGAGCCCGUCCCAGUUGUAACUGCUGCCUCAGCAGAACCCUCCACUGAACCAACAUCCUCCACCUCAACACCUGUUGCACCUGUGACCAAGGCUGCAUUCUGGAAGGAGAGGAAAAAAGUCCCAGAGAAGACUGAUGACUUCCUGCUGGCCAGGUUUCAGGGUGAUGGAGUGAGGUAUAAAGCCAAGCUUAUUGGUGUGGAUGAUGUCCCAGAAGCCAGAGGGGAUAAAAUGUGUCAGGAUUCCAUGAUGAAACUAAAGGGCAUGGCAAUAGCUGCUCGUUCUCAAGGCAAGCACAAGCAAAGAAUCUGGGUGAAAAUCUCUCUUACAGGAAUCAAAAUUGUGGAUGAGAAAACUGGGGUUAUAGAGCAUGAACAUGUGGUGAAUAAGAUCUCAUUCAUCGCUCGUGAUGUCACCGAUAACCGGGCAUUUGGAUAUGUGUGUGGCGCAGAGGGACAGCACCAGUUCUUUGCUAUUAAGACCACUCAGCAGGCUGAGCCUCUGGUCAUUGAUUUGAAGGACAUAUUUCAGCUGAUCUUCAACAUGAAGAAGAAAGAGGAGGAGGCUGCAAUGAAGGGUGAAGCAAAUGGUUCAGCGAUCAAGAAUGGUAGUGAUGCUUUACUCACCCUGGAUGACAAAGAAAAUGCUGUGAAGACUGUGGAGCAGAUGGACCUGUUCGGAGAUAUGUCCACACCACCAGACAUUCACACUCCUACGAACACAGAAGCUGGAUACAUAUUCGGCAUGCAUCUAAAUGAAAAGUCACCUGGAAAUAACCUGAUUGGAGCUGACCUCUUCGCUCCACCAACCCAGAAUGAGUCUCUUCCCUCAAACCAAAAUACCUCCAUUCCAGCUGACCUAUUUAACACCACACCAGCCUCCACCAUCAAUGCUCUUGGUUCAUUGGCUCUGGGCCCUGCUUCUGUCACUCAAACUCCUGGAACAGCCCCAUCUCCAUGGGGUCAGACACCCACAAGGUUUCCUCAGGGUGGUGUUCCUCAAGUUACAGUUCCAGGGACACUGCCAAAACCGUUCCCUCAAACAUCUGCCUUCGCAGGCCUGCCUGCACCUUCAUGGGGGCCACAAGGAGCUUCACCUUUUGGUCCACCAGCUGCCACACAAGCCUGGGGCCAACCAGGAACAGCAGCUCCUGUUGCGGCCUGUCCUGCCUCUGGUCCUAUGGCCAGUCCAUUCCAACCAAAUCAAUUCCCUACCAUGAUGCCUCCUAGUGCAAUGAUGGGUGGGCAGCAGGGUGCCUUUGUUCCCCCUCGUCCUCCACCCCGUCCCCCAGUGAAAGGAGAACCACCAGCAGUCAAAAGUGCCUUCACAGCAUUGGACCCCCUUGGGGAGAAGGAGAAGAAAACUGGGAAAGACAUGUUCAAAGAUUUCCAGAUGGUCAAGCCCCAGAAAGCUGAACAAGGAACUGACCCAAGCACCAAUGGCUCCUUUGACCAGUACUUUUCCAGUAAGGUUGGCUUGGCUCAGGAGGUGGCAGACCAUGAUGACUUUGACAUUAACCAAAUCUCAGUUAGCGCAAAUGGGCCAUCCAAACUUGCUCCUCUGGGUCUGACCCUGGCCCCAACAGCAGGGCUUUUCGAUGUUGCCUUCUCUCCUAAUCCAGCCUCUGCAACUUCAAACCCAACUCUUGCAGCAGGCUUGAACCUUUUUGAUGAAACUUUUGGAAAUGACCCUUUUGGUUCACCACCCCUGAAUACAAGUACUCCAGCUACUCAGUCUGCUGUGUCUGCAGAUGCUUUUGGAGACCCUUUUGGGGAAAAUCCAUUUGCCUGAGGAGCUUCUCCUUAGCACAUCUGUACAUUCCCAUUGCUCUAGUGCUGCAGAGCCAGAGGACCACACAAGCACUGUAGAGUUGAUAUCUGCAUUCCACUUCAUAAAGUGUGCACAUUAAAAUCUUUUUCUUGUAUUUUCUGCUCUACUGUUAUCAUUCCCAUUUUAUAUCUACUGAAACACCCUCUCUCUGUGUGCCUUUAUAACUGAUCAC